UUGACGGGGGUUAGUUAUUGUGGUGCAGAGGCUGGGGACGACGCUCUGCAGCGGACAUAGCCCUAACCAACUUAUUUUACUCAUCCAAUCAGCACCUAACAUAAACAAUGGCGGAGCAAAGGAAGUAUACCGAAUUGGAAUUUGACAGCACAUUAAAACUGAACGAGUGAAAAGCUUGCGUGGAUUGCCCAUGGACGGGCAACAGAGAUACGAGAUGGAAAACCCGAAUGAAAACCCAAGCAAGGCGACGGAAUAUCUAAAGGAGCUCAAUAAAAUUAUCGAGACUCAACAGGAGUUACUGGAAAAACAAAAGAAUCGAAUUGAAGAGCUUGAACUACAAGUCACUGAUCUUUGCAAAGAAAAUGCAUUUCUGAAGGACCAGCAUCAGCGGCACUUGGUCACCUGCAGACUCCAACAGUGCAAUAGUCUUUCGACGUUAGGAGCCAUAAAGGAGAAUGUAAUACAAGAAAAGUCAGAAAGUGAAAGUUCAAGAAGUGUCAGGCGACAUGCUUCCUUGCCUAUAGAUGUCACAGAGAGCCCAGUAAGCCUUAUUGCCCCUCCGUGUAGACGAAGUCACCCCUCUCGCCAGUGGAAGUCUGCAUCCUUUGGUGUGGAAGGCGACGCGCCCGGCAUCGAGGCGGCCACCUCUCUGGAGAGCAGCGCGGUCUACGGUCGCCCUCCGGUCAGCCACGGCCUCGGCCCUGACCACUUCAACGCCCACUUGUACGGACACAUCCAGCGGCCACGCAGGCCCAAGCUCCAGCACUCGCAGUCCAUCCUCCGCAAGCAGGCCGAGGAGGAGGCCAUCAAACGCUCUCGCUCGCUCUCCGAGAGCUAUGAGCUCUCCUCAGACCUCCAGGACAAGCAGGUGGAGAUGCUAGAGCGCAAGUAUGGGGGCCGUUUUAUAACCCGCCAUGCAGCGCGCACCAUCCAGACCGCCUUCCGCCAGUAUCAGAUGAACAAGAACUUUGAACGACUCAGAAGUUCUAUGUCAGAGAACCGUAUGUCCAGACGAAUCGUCUUGUCCAAUAUGAGAAUGCAGUUUUCCUUUGAAGGACCUGAAAAAGUCCACAGCUCUUACUUUGAGGGAAAGCAGGUCUCCCUGACAGACGACGGCUCUAAGAUUGGCGCGCUCGUGCAGUCAGAGUGUGGUGACAUGGGAGUACCUGCCGUCAUGAAGUCACCCGCAGCCCAGAAUGACUUCACAGACGCCAUUACAGAACUUGAGGAUGCCUUCUCCAGACAGGUCAAAUCUCUGGCAGAGUCUAUAGACGACGCCCUGAACUGUCGCAGCCUGCACGGGGACGAUAGCCUACCGGAGCCUGCCAGGGGCCUUCCCGACAUGGAGAGGGAGGUGACCUACAAGGUCAAACCGUCCCACAGCUCCUCCGAGCACCGCAAGCUGGACGAGAUGACGGCCUCGUACAGCGACGUGACCCUCUACAUCGACGAGGAGGAGCUGUCCCCGCCCCUCCCGCUGUCCCAGUCUGCCGACCGGCCCUCCAGCACCGAGUCGGAGCUGCGGCUGCGCUCGCUCAACUCCUCCCAGGACUACUGGUCUCUGGCCCACAAGGACGACAAGGGCGACACGGACACCAGCUGCCGCAGCACGCCCUCUCUGGAGGGCCAGGAGCAGAGGCUGCGGGUGGACCACCUGCCCCUGCUCACCAUCGAGCCGCCCAGCGACAGCUCCGUGGACCUGAGCGACCGCUCCGACCGCAGCUCCCUGAAGAGGCAGAGCGCGUACGAGCGCAGCGCCGGCAGCCAGCAGGCCAGCCCCAAGCACAUCAGCCACGUCCUGCCGUCUCGGGGGCCGUCCCGGGACGAGGAGGCGGCGGCGGGGGCGCCGCGCCACCGCCACCGCCAGCUGGAGAGCCACCUGGCCAUCAACGGCACGGCCAACCGGCAGAGCAAGUCCGAGUCGGACUUCUCCGACGGCGACAAUGACAGCAUCAACAGCACGUCCAACUCCAACGACACGAUCAACUGCAGCUCCGAGUCGUCGUCCCGGGACAGCCUGCGAGAGCAGACCCUGAGCAAGCAGACCUACCACAAAGAGACCCGCAACAGCUGGGACUCGCCCGCCUUCAGCAACGACGUCAUCCGCAAGAGGCACUACAGGAUCGGCCUCAACCUCUUCAACAAGAAACCAGAGAAGGGCGUCCAGUAUCUGAUUGAGCGAGGGUUUGUUCCGGACACACCUGUGGGUGUGGCUCACUUCCUGCUGCAGAGGAAAGGGCUGAGCCGGCAGAUGAUUGGAGAGUUCCUGGGAAACAGACAGAAGCAGUUCAACAGAGAUGUCCUUGACUGUGUAGUUGAUGAGAUGGACUUCUCAGCCAUGGAGCUGGACGAGGCCCUGAGGAAGUUCCAAGCUCAUAUCAGGGUUCAGGGGGAGGCCCAGAAGGUGGAGCGCCUCAUAGAAGCAUACAGCCAGCGCUACUGCAUCUGUAACCCUGGUGUGGUGCGCCAGUUCAGGAACCCAGACACUAUCUUCAUCCUGGCCUUCGCUAUCAUCCUCCUCAACACAGACAUGUACAGCCCCAACGUCAAACCAGAGAGGAAGAUGAAGCUGGAGGACUUUGUCAAAAAUCUCAGAGGAGUGGAUGACGGGGAGGACAUCCCUAGAGAGAUGCUGAUUGGGAUCUAUGAGAGGAUCCGUAAACGAGAGCUAAAGACCAACGAAGACCACGUCUCUCAGGUCCAAAAGGUGGAAAAGCUCAUUGUGGGGAAAAAGCCGAUUGGUUCUUUGCACCAUGGUCUAGGAUGUGUGCUGUCCUUACCUCACCGGAGGCUGGUGUGUUACUGCAGACUCUUUGAAGUUCCCGACCCCAACAAGCCUCAAAAGCUCGGUCUGCACCAGAGAGAGAUCUUCCUCUUCAACGACCUGCUGGUGGUCACAAAGAUAUUUCAGAAGAAGAAGAACUCCGUGACGUACAGCUUCAGACAGUCUUUCUCUCUGUAUGGGAUGCAGGUGCUCCUGUUUGAGAAUCAGUAUUAUCCCAAUGGAGUGCGUCUGACAUCAGCCAUCCCUGGAGCGGACGUCAAAGUCCUCAUCAACUUCAACGCCCCCAACCCCCAGGACCGCAAGAAGUUCACAGAUGACCUGCGCGAGUCCAUUGCUGAGAUCCAAGAGAUGGAGAAGUACCGAAUAGAGUCGGAGCUGGAGAAGCAGAAGGGGGUGGUGAGGCCCAGCCUGUCCCAGAGCUCUGGUCUGAAGAAGGAGGCGGGCAACCUGAGCCGUGGCAGCCUGGACGACACCUACGCCAUGGGGGAGGGGCUGAAGAGGAGCGCCCUCAGCAGCUCCCUGCGCGACCUCUCGGACGCAGGCAAGCGUGGCCGCCGCAGCAGUGCAGGAUCUCUAGACAGCAAUAUGGAAGGCUCCAUCAUUAGCAGUCCCCACAUGAGGCGGAGAGCCACCGCCAGCCGGGACUGUCCCUCUCGCGGCCAGCAGUCCCUCCCCAACUCCUCCUCGCUACUGGGAUCCAUCUUCGGCUCCAAGAGGGGAAAGUCUCCGAGCCCCUCGCCCCAGCCCCAGCACCCCACACUCAUCUCCCACACCCCCCACCCAUCCAACCUUCACCACACUGCCCGGGUGGAGACAGAAACCCAGGCCCAGAUGCACCCCCAUCACGCCCAGUUCUGCCACGUGCAGCAGAACCCCCCGCCCUAUCACCACCACCACCACUACCACCCCCCUGCCCACGUGCAGCACCCACCCCACCAGUAUCACCCCCCUGCCCCCCACGGCCAGCAGGCCUCCUACCCCCCUCACUCCACUCAUCCCCACCCACAGCAUGGUCACGCAGGCCACUCCCCUCACCCACCUCACCCCCAGCACCCCUCCUCACACCACCAUGGCCAGCCUGCAGCCCCCUCCCCAGCCCCCAGCAGCACAAAGCCCAAACACAGUGGCAUCAGCACAGUGGUUUGAGCUGAAGGACAUCAGCGGGCUGCGGGGCUGUUCUUAGCUGGGAAGGUGCUCUCCCUGCUGGAGUAGAAAAGCAACAACAGAAGGCACCUUGACUGAACUCUCCUUCCUCUCACAAACCCUUGAGUAGAAGGUGAAUGGGCAUGUCUGAUGUCCUCCUCCAGGGUAUGGGAGAGGUCUCUAGAACCGGACUGGUCCUGUGUCUCAUUCUCCUCACAACUGUUUGUUAAGCAGUAGAUUGCCAGAACAACUCUGUCUCACCUAGGUGGCUCCUUUAGUGACUCUACUUACCAACACUUGUGUUACUCAUCCUUCAAAGAACAGUGAAGCAUGCAAAAAGGCCAUGGCUACUUUUUCCAAUGACUGGGCAACCUAAUAGCAUUAUCAAAUAACUGGCUUAGUAGCAUUUUCGGAGGCAAAUUAUGCUUCUCAACAGUUAUGUCUAUUAAGGUAAACUAUUUGACUCAAUGGAACAGUAACUAAAACAACACCGGUAGACAGCGAAGUCUGUCACAAAAGUAGUUCCAGUAGUUAAUGUAGCUGUAGCUUACAGUCCACUGUGAUAUCCAUUAGCUGUCAUAAUUGUGCCAAUUAUCCAAGCAUUUACUAAUUUACAGUAGUCACAAGAUUUGCUUUGUGUAUAUCGUGAAUAUAGUAUUUUGUAAAUUAAUGAUAAUGAUAUUAGCAGCAGUUAUUGUUAUAGAGCAAAACAGUCUGAGACAUCAACUAAAAUCUCAGUGUAAUACUCUUACUUAGGUGACAUACUGUAGUUUUACUGUUAUGAAACCUAUCCAAGUGUUUCAGUUGGAAUUGAUCUGGUUGCCUUUGUAUUAGAACUCUGCAGUGGUUCUAUCAUUUCCUUCACUGCAGAUGUAAGUGUACCUGCUCAGAGUGGGGCAUGUGUUGGCCUGGGCCAGGGAGCCGAGCCCGGCUCUGGAGCUCCUGGGGAGACAUGGAGCUCCUCCCACUGGGCCUGGCUGCUUGUCCAUCGUUGUUUAAUAUUUUUAACUAUUUUUUUAGAGAAUAAUAAAACAAUAAUGAAUACUAUACAGGUCACUGAAAUGGGGCUACGCUGGUGUGCUUCUGCCAGAUGUAUUUAAGGAAGAGCUUGUUUUGCUCUGAAGACUAUUCUUUUUCAGGAGUUCCUGUCGUAGAAAGAGAAGGAGCACAUCAACUAGAACCCAGCAACAUGACUGUCGCAGUGUCUCGUACGAUGCUGGAGCUCUCAGCUGGCUGAGUGUGCUCAGUCCUUCAGUGGUUUCAGUGUGUCUCCUUAACAAUGGGACAGUUGUAUCGUGUUGCUUCUUCUGUCUACGCAGCGUGUUCUACCAGGACCUCCCUGGACAGCACAUACAUAGGUAUGAUUUGGUGAUGGCGAUAGCCUCCUCUAGCCUCACCAUGGGCCACAUACAACAGGGCUCCUCUUUUUAUACAGUACCAUAUCACCACCAUUCUUACUGUACUUGUUAUGGGCUGACAGACACUCUCUCUAUGCCCGUCAGUGUGUCAUAUCUGUUGUGUCACUGGAAGGUGAGGCGUGAGGAUGAAGUACUCUUCAUUGUAGAGAGGUUUCUUGUAUGUCGUGCUGUUUUGAAAGGGAUUGACACAGCACUUAUCAUACAUAGCUUGUUUUAUCAGUGGAAUGAGUCUGUAUUGAGAGUUAGAUCUGCAGCUAAGAUGAAGAGAUUUUUUACUCAUUGUAUGUGCAAUAUGUAUGUACGUACUAUUUUGUAAUAGAGCGAUUACAGUCAAGUGGUUGUUCUGUUUUUGUUUUGUUUAGUUCAUAUGAUUGUGUUAGUUGUGUUUCCCAUGGUCUAUAUUAUUUUUCAGUGAUUUCUGUCUCAGUGACGCUCAAGUCUCCCCAUUGUUCAGAAGGUACUGUAUUUGCCUUCCUGCAUUGACGAAGAAUGUCAAGAACAUAAUCUUGCAUGUAACAUUGUAUUUUGAGACUAUUUUCUAAAUAUUAUGUAUUCCCAAACUAUAUCAGUGUUACAGUUGACAAUUGAUGAAAUUGAAUGGUAACAUAUUUAAAGUGCAUCGACUUCAUCUAAUACAGCAACAGUAGUAAUUGAAGUCUUUUAUGUACAGUAGCAAUGUUGCACCAGGGGAUAAUCAAUUUGAUGACUUGACCAAGGUAGCUUACAUACUAUCUACAUAUGGUAAUUAAAAGCAGCAGUCAUGUUUAAUGGAAGCUUUAUUUGCCAACAUUUUGAGUUAACAAUCAACAACAAAUUGUGUUAUGUCUAGAUUUGAUAUGACAUAAUGUGUACAGUAUCGUCAUAGGGAAUCAGUGGUUUACAAUGUACUACUUAACAAAACAUCCAGAAUUACUUGUAUUAUCACAUACAAUACUUAUAUUUUUGAUAAAUUCACAGCCUUGGCCAGAAACUUGCACAUUAAAGUAGUCUAGGAAUCUCCACAUUGCGACAUACAGAGGAAUUGUCCAUGUCACACUUUUGAAAGGUCAUUUAGUAGAUUGAAACAGGCUUAAUAUCAAAAUGGCUUCGAUUCUAAAAGUUACUCAUCUUCCCUUCACUUAGUUGGCAAAAUGAUCUAUGGUAAAACCUUUCAAGAAAUCAUAGACUAUUCAUUGCAUGCACACAUACUGUUUCAAAUGCUAUUAUGUCAUUUUUUUUACUGGUUAAUGUUUGUUUAGAUUUAGUAAUGAUGCUUCUUUUCCCUACAGUUUAAACUGUCGUUAUACUCAAGCAUUUAUUUCAUCCCCAUCCCAGCUGUGAAGAUAUGACUGUAGUAUGCUGCUAAAUGUAUAUAACAAACACGUCAAUUUAAAGAAACCAUAUAUCUAAAGGCAAUUACAUAAAGGGAAGGAAUGUGAUGGGGUGGGACUGCCUCAAACAGGAGGUGAUCAAUUGUACAUAGUCUGUAAAUGAUUAGUACUCAAUGUCUACAGUUACAUUGAAGGUGCAUUCCUACAGCCUUCAAGAGAGCCAUCAACUGCUUUAUUUUGCCUCUAACUGUAUCGAAUUGUGAUAGGAUCUAGAUCUUAACAGCAGACUGUUACAUAACUAUCACUGCUUCUCUUUCUGUCCUGAGACACUUCUGUUUUCUUACACUCACAGACCAUUUUAUAACUUAAAGGGAAGAGAGGAGAGCUUUCAUUUUAAUAUGCAUUGUUUUUAAGUAGAUGAAGAGACCUUAUUGAUGUAAAACUAUUACUGUGACCAUGUUGAGAACGCAAAAUAAAACAAUAUACUGUUAAGUCCA
Messenger RNA from Osmerus eperlanus (European smelt), 7153 nucleotides. It is a transcript of the gene iqsec1b, whose product is annotated as IQ motif and Sec7 domain ArfGEF 1b. The record is from RefSeq and is a predicted model, not a curated record. Lineage: Eukaryota; Metazoa; Chordata; Actinopteri; Osmeriformes; Osmeridae. Gene Ontology annotation, biological process: regulation of ARF protein signal transduction; actin cytoskeleton organization. The transcript is spliced from 16 exons. Gene Ontology annotation, molecular function: guanyl-nucleotide exchange factor activity; protein binding. Bases 191 to 3931 code for a protein of 1246 amino acids.